CAGAGUUCUGACAUAACAUUCUUAACAUUUCACAAACAUGAUUUGUGACAUACCUGUGUACCUACAAUCAUAACAGAGUUGUAGCUGAAUAGAAAUGUGUUGAUUUUACUUUUUCGGGAAACAAACACUAACUUUUGUUUAUAUGGCUCAAUAACCUUGAAUUGGAUUCGUACCAACUAUUUUGUUCCCAAACCAUCUCUUCAAAGUAUGGGUAUUGGUGACUAUUUAAAAGGAAUAUACCAUAAAGUUUCUGGUAAAAAGAAACCCGAGAAAGAUGAAAAGCAAAGUGGCUUGGAUGAUCUCAAACAGGAGCUGGAUAUGGAUGAGCACAAAAUAUCUCUUGAGGAGUUGUAUUCUCGAUUAUCUACCGAUCCUGAAAAUGGUCUGAAAAGUGAAGAUGCCAAGGUUCGAUUAGAGCGUGAUGGACCAAAUGCAUUAACACCACCAAAACAAACUCCAGAAUGGGUAAAAUUCUGCAAAACACUCUUUGGUGGAUUUUCAAUGCUUCUAUGGAUCGGUGCUAUUCUUUGCUUUAUCGCGUAUGGAAUUCAAAGAAGUUCGGGUGAUGACGAUACAAAGGAUAAUUUGUAUCUUGGUAUCGUCUUGGCAGCCGUGGUUGUGAUUACCGGUUGUUUUUCGUAUUAUCAAGAGUCGAAAUCAUCACGUAUCAUGGAUUCAUUCAAAAAGAUGGUUCCACAAACUGCUCUUGUAAUACGAGACGGUAAAAAGAUUGAAAUCGAAGCACAAUAUUUAGUAGUAGGCGAUAUAACUGAAGUGAAGUUUGGCGAUCGUGUUCCAGCAGAUAUACGCAUUAUUACAGCUAGUUCAUUCAAGGUGGAUAAUUCUGCAUUGACUGGUGAAUCUGAACCGCAGUCACGUACACCAGAGUUUACAAAUGAUAAUCCCUUGGAAACGAAAAAUUUGGCUUUCUUCUCAACAAAUGCUGUAGAUGGUGAGUAG
Messenger RNA from Trichobilharzia szidati, 960 nucleotides. The record is from the annotation of a GenBank genome assembly. NCBI's taxonomy places the organism in Eukaryota, Metazoa, Platyhelminthes, Trematoda, Strigeidida, Schistosomatidae.